Messenger RNA from Pleurotus ostreatus (oyster mushroom), 2379 nucleotides. RefSeq names its product E3 ubiquitin-protein ligase bre1 (gene BRE1). The coding region runs from base 1 to 2379 and encodes 792 amino acids. NCBI's taxonomy places the organism in Eukaryota, Fungi, Basidiomycota, Agaricomycetes, Agaricales, Pleurotaceae. The transcript is spliced from 16 exons. The record is from RefSeq and is a predicted model, not a curated record. Gene Ontology annotation, cellular component: nucleus; HULC complex. Gene Ontology annotation, molecular function: metal ion binding; ubiquitin protein ligase activity.
AUGGAAUCCAAGAAACGUCCUCAUGAUGAAGACGAUGUGGAUACUUCUGUCAAGAAACGAAUUGUCUCUGAUGACCAUGGCAGCCCUCGAGUCAAUGGUGUAGUCUCAGACUCUAACGAACCAACCGACGGCGACAAUCUUGAGCAAUUCAGGAAAGAGGCAAUAUAUCGUCGGAUGAAGCACUACUCUCGAGAGUAUGAACGUAGUGAAGCUCGUGUCGCAGAGCUCGAGAGGCGCAAACAAUCUUGUGAAGCUGGAGUGGCUAUCAUGGCAGCGUGUUGGUCGCAGCUAGUCGAGACUAUCCGUUCACUCGUCAGACCGGACGAUGUUCCUGACAUCAAAGUCGAUGCUAGUCAACUUUUUGAGUUAACUUUCAAGUCGCCACCUAAAGAGAUUGAAACAGGCCUGCAAAAUACACUGGCUUCAACUAGGACUCUUGUGACGAGAUUGGUCCAGUCCAGCGGAAGUGAUCAAAUCAAAUCAGUAGACCUCAGUACCGCGUUUGCGUCUAUGGAUGAGCACAAAGCCCUUGAAGCCAAUCUAGUCAUCCAUCGCGCACGGAUAGGGGACCUCGAAGCUCAAAAUGCACAACUACAAGAGACCAUGCAAACGCUUGAAAAUCGUGUGGAGCGAGCGCGCAGUGCUACAGUCGCAGCCUCGCAGAAGCGGUCUUCGUCGAACAAGGAUAUCCCCAAACUGUCUCCCGAUCCCCGCAACGUUGAUUCGGUGGCUGAACCGUCCUCUCCAUCAGCUUCAAGUUCGCUACUGGCCAAUGGCAAGCAUCCUGAAGAACUCACGGCAGCGCUUAAUGAAUUCAGACAGAACAAAUUGAAUGAAUAUGAGCGGGAAAACGGUGCUCUUCGCCAACAGAUUCUCGAUCUUCAGUCAGAGCUCAACAUACUGAAGAGGGACACACCUGCCGAUUAUUGGGAGAAGCUGGCGGAAUUUGUCCUUAGAAUUGACCACUUUGACAAGACUAGCAAUAGUAACGCCGGCGAAUCUCGUGUAGAACAGGUAGUACAGGAGCUAUGCGAAGCUAAAAAGAAGCUUGAAGAGCGAUUGUCCGUCAAGCCGGAAGAAAAGACCCAGAUCGCGAAACGGGACUCAGAAAUUGCUCGGCUUCGAGAACAGCGCGAUGCUGCCCGGAAUGAACUCGGGGAGCGCAAACAGAAAGAAGCUCAUCGGCUUAACUACAACGAAAGCAUGAAAGCUUCGUAUGAAUCGCGGGGGGCUCGGCUCAAUACACUGGAGUCCCAGCUCAAUCGUUACAGAGCGCGCCUGACUGCCGAAGCUGGACAUCCAGACCUCUUAGAAUUUUUGGUCGGAAGCAACCCAGACGUUGUUGUAGAUUUGAAGAAACGCUUGCGGGCGGCCGAAUCCAGAAUUCAGCAACUAGAACAACCUCUCUCCCAGGAAACCAAACAACUCGUCGAGGCUGAAGUUACUCUGCGAAAGGAGGUUCGGGAAUUAUCAGACAAACUUGAUCGUUACCAGAGGAUUAUCGAAGACCCGUCCCUGCCGCCCGACCACGCUCAAUUGAUCGAGAAGCUACAAGCGAGAGACCAGGAACUGCAAGAUCUGCGGAAACAGGUGCAUGAGAUGGAACAAGUAGAGGCUCAACUCUCCUCUGAAGUGGAACGAUUAUCUGGAGCUUGGGAGACACUAGAUGCCGAGGUGCAAGUCAAGAUCAAUGAGCUCAUCGCCAUGGACAAGGAGGUCCAGCGACUAGCUGAUGAGCGCACGAAAUACGAAAACAGGUAUUAUGCUAUGACACGAUUAAGGGACACCUGCGAAGCAGUUUCAAAGGCUCAAGCUGUGGAAGUGGAGAAAAUGGGUGUCACAACGCAGAUAUACCAGGACAAAGUGCAGAAACUUGACGCGCUAACGACUACGUACAGGACCGAGAACGAGCAGUUGAGAGAGUGGGUGAAAGGUAGCGAUCAGGCGACGCAAAAGCUGUAUGCUAAGAUGGCUCGAACGGAGGCGGACCUAGCGCGACAGAAACAGGACAGGGAUGACAUUCACGCCAAACAUUCCCGCCUUGAGGGCGCCUUAGCCAAAGCAACCCAAGAGUACCGAAAACUUGAGGAGAGUAAUCUUCGGGCGAAGAAAGAAUACGAGAAACAAUUGGCACGCAUGAAGGAAAUGGCCGCGCUAAGCGCACCUCAGUCUUCCGACACACAUCACGACAAGAUGCAGGAAAUUCUUCAAUGUCGAAUAUGCAAGGCCCGGAUUCGUGAUACCGUCAUCACGAAAUGCAUGCACACAUUUUGUCGGGAGUGCCUUGAUGCUCGACUAUCUACACGGCAACGGAAAUGCCCUUCGUGCCAACUUGCUUUUGGACACGCAGAUGUUCAUCCAGUAUAUUUCCAAGGAUGA